Molecule: messenger RNA, 1981 nt
Organism: Exophiala dermatitidis NIH/UT8656
Lineage: Eukaryota; Fungi; Ascomycota; Eurotiomycetes; Chaetothyriales; Herpotrichiellaceae
Exons: 2
Coding region: 207-1580 (457 amino acids)
Biological process (GO): lipid metabolic process
Molecular function (GO): phosphoric diester hydrolase activity
Source: RefSeq, a predicted model, not a curated record
UGCUGUUCACUCUCACCACAGUCUCUGCGUCUCCAUCACUUUCAUUUUGUACUUUGUAACAUGGUUGACACCCGGUGUGCUUGGGCCUUCUGGUGGUUUUGUUUUGCGAUUGUUAUAUAUUCGCUGUAUGUGGUUUGGUCCACCACCUGGAGUCGACGCCAAUCAAUUGAGCAACUUCAAUCCUAGUCACCGAGAGCAUCACCGCCAUGCACAUAACUCGUUUGUUUCUUAUUGCCAGCCUUGCCCUCACUGCAUCCGCUGCCCAAUCGACUGAUUCCUCGGGCACCGAAUCAGCCACCACCACUGCGGCAGACUAUGCCACCACAGGAACCAGCUAUGCCGACGACAGCAGCACCAUCACCCUCCCGACCACCAUCGACUACGCGACCAUGACCGACGUUUCCUCCGCCAUGGCGACGGGCAACAACACAGCAGCAGAGUCGGCCUCAACGUCAACGUCGGACAACAGUACCUCCUCGUCCUCACCCACGCAGACAUUGCUGGUAGGCACUGCAAAGACGACGACUGCUCUUAAUGGGACGAGCACGACGAAUGCCACGACAUCCAGCACUACGACAUCAGCGCGUCCCACCAACACGGUGCCUUGCAACGGGUAUCCCGAAUUCUGUCAGCGGAAAUUCAGCAACAUCACCUACGUCGCCGCCCACAACAGUCCUUUUAUCCGCGGGGGGAAUCUAGCCGCCAACCAGAUGCUGGAUGUUGAGACCCAAUUGAACGACGGGGUUCGAAUGUUACAAUUCCAAGCCCACCUAGUCAACGGAACCAUGUACCUCUGCCACACAUCAUGCGACCUCCUCAACGCCGGCACAUUGGAAUCCUAUCUAACAACAGUAACCAAAUGGCUCCGCGCGCACCCGCACGACGUGAUCACCAUUCUAAUGGGCAACUACGACGUCGUGGACCCUUUCAACUUCACAUCUCCCGUAACUCAGUCCGGCCUCAUCGAUUUCGUCUACACGCCACCCACAGUUCCCAUGUCACUAGACUCGUGGCCCACACUGGCCGAAUUGAUUCUGACCAACAAACGCGCCGUCGUCAUGCUCGACUACAACGCCAACCAAACCGCGAUUCCCUGGCUGUUGGACGAAUUCUCAAACAUGUGGGAGACGCCCUUUUCACCGACCGAUCGGGACUUCCCAUGCACCGCCCAACGUCCGCCUGAUCGAUCGCGCGACCAAAGGCUCGACAGAAUGUACAUGGCCAACCACAACCUAAAUCUUCAAGUCUCCCUGGCAGGAAUCAGCUUACUCGUGCCGUUUUUCACGCUUCUCAACGAGACCAAUGCUGUCACGGGGUAUGGUUCGGCCGGACGAGCGGUCACGAAUUGUACGGAAAUGUGGGACCGGCCGCCGAAUUACUUGUUGGUCGAUUAUUAUAAUAUUGGAAAUUUCAACGGGAGUGUGUUUCAGGUCGCGGCGGAUGCUAAUAAUGUCACAUAUAACAAGGAUUCCUGCUGUGGUACGGCGGGGACUUCCGGUGGUGUACCUGCGAGAGGAGUGGAUUUAAGGAACUUGGGGGUAGCUUUGGUGGUUGGUGCAGUGGCUUGUUGGUUGCUGUAGAUGCUGCAUGUAGUUGGGUACUAGAACCUUGCGAAAGGAAUGUUUUGUUUCAAUAUUGAUGGUUGAGUGAUUGGAGUCGUCGAUAGAUGGGAAUUGGUUAUAUUACUAGUAGUUACGAUUAUGAUUGUGACUGGGGAAUGCUGCUGACUCAGGUUAUAUGUGUUUGGUGGUUCUUUGUUUGCCUACUACCCGGUAAUCAUGCGUAUGAUAUCUCGUCCCUUCUCACCGAGAAUAAGUAUUAAGUAAGAUAGCUUAGGUUAGUAUAGUAGUAUACCUAUGUAUGGGCUAUGUGUAACGAGCAGAAGCAACUGUUUACCUGGUAGAUCAUGUCAUAUUAGGUAUGUAUUCGGUAGCUUGGACAAGUUCGAUAGAGGCCAAAAGACAAACCCAAGAAAUGAAUG